This is a messenger RNA of Anopheles moucheti, 2465 nucleotides long. RefSeq names its product elongator complex protein 2 (gene Elp2). Lineage: Eukaryota; Metazoa; Arthropoda; Insecta; Diptera; Culicidae. Gene Ontology annotation, cellular component: elongator holoenzyme complex. Gene Ontology annotation, biological process: tRNA wobble uridine modification. The record is from RefSeq and is a predicted model, not a curated record. The coding region runs from base 35 to 2422 and encodes 795 amino acids. The transcript is spliced from 4 exons. Gene Ontology annotation, molecular function: protein binding.
GUUUGUGUUUUUCCUUCUGUACAAAAAUUACGAAAUGUCCAUUGAAACGCUGUACACAUCGGCGGCAUGUAAUCGUACUCCGGAUUCGUUGGAUUGGGGUCCGGAUGGGUUGAUUUAUUUCGCCGCUAACAACGCUAUUGCCGUGUUCGAUCCAAAGUACCACGAUUCGGUAAAAAUCGUGCGAACAUUAAUCGGUCACAAUGCAAGGGUAAAUACGGUACGCGUAGUUCGUAAUGGAAGCGAAUGCCACGGUGGAAUUCAUCUUGUUUCUGGUUCGGAUGAUGGAACUUGCAUACUGUGGAACACCAAGGAGAAGGGUGUUGAAGCUAAUCCUGCACGAUUCGUGCUGAAAGGACACUCGAAGGGUGUUACGGUGGUAGAUGCAUUUGUUGAUUCCACGAACAGUUUAAUCGUUGCUACCGGAUCAAUUGAUAGUUCUAUCAAAUUAUGGAAUUUUGCGAACGGAACCGCUUUCGAAUGCUUUCAAACGAUCGACUUACGAUCGGGGCUUACGUUCGGAAUGAAAUUGUUCAGCUUGCCGCGGUCUAACGCCAUUAUGCUUGCAUAUACAACGGACACGGAUGUAGUAAACUUAUGUGUGGAUCAGGCAGAACGCGACACCGGAUCACGCUUUGUGCAGGUGGAACAGCUAAAGGGACACUUUGACUGGGUGCGCGGGUUGGAUUGCGUUCGAUUGGCGGAUAAUGAGGAUUGCCUGUUGGCCAGCUCGUCACAGGAUACCUUCAUUCGCUUGUGGCGCAUUUCGCCAAGGGGAUCAUUGCAAAAGCAAAAGGAUUUUGAAGAAAUUCGUCACGAUGAGGAUAUAACAAUUGAGGAACGUACGUUUACCGUUCGUACAGUGGAUGGUGUUGAAUAUCAUUAUGCCCUUUCGCUGGAAUCGGUACUUCAGGGUCACGAAGGAUGGGUAUAUGGAGUGCAUUUUUCUACCCGUGAUGGUAAGCUACACCUGCUAUCAAGCUCUAUCGACAAGAGCUUAACCGUGUGGACGCCGUCCGAGAGCGGUGUUUGGGUGGAAAGUGUACGAGUGGGUGAAGUUGGCGGAUCUUCGCUCGGGUUUUAUGGAGGGAAAUUUUCGCCCAACGGGAAGUCCAUAAUUGGUCAUGGAUUUCAGGGUAGCUUUCAUCUGUGGCAUGAAGAUGAUGAGCAGCCGGGGCUGUGGAAACCAGGAACCAUUUUGGGAGGUCACUUUGCCGGAGUGAGAGAUCUUGCGUGGGAUCCAGUCGGUGGAAUGUACGUAGUGACGCUUUCCGCCGAUCAAACCACGCGCAUCCAUGCACCGUGGAGGAGAAAGGACACAGAAACCUGGCACGAGAUAGGACGGCCACAAGUGCACGGUUAUGAUAUGCAGUGUUUGACGUUACUUUCACGCUAUCGCUUGGCCAGCGCAGCAGAGGAGAAAAUCAUACGAAUUUUUCAAGCACCGUCUAAUUUUGUGCAGAAUUUUAGAGCACUUUGUGGCAUUCCGGAUGAUCCAGAGGGUGACGCAGUUCUUGAAAGUAAUCCUAUGGGAGCUUCAGUACCCUCGUUGGGACUCUCCAACAAGGCAGUGUUUGAAGUUGAGCAACCGGAAGCGGAAACCCGACACAUCAAGGACAUGUAUCCGGAACAUUACUUCAGUCCCAUUGUUUUGGAAUCCCCACCAGCAGAAGAGACGUUGAUGCAAAAUACACUUUGGCCCGAAAUUCAGAAACUGUACGGCCAUGGUAACGAGCUUUACGCGAUCGCAUCUUCUUCGGACGGAAACCUCAUUGCAUCCGGUUGUCGCGCAACAUCAGUAGAGCAGGCACAAAUCUUACUCUGGGACACAACAUCGUGGCGCGUUAUUCAGCAUCUUACCGCCCAUCAGCUAACGGUAACACAGCUUGCUUUCUCACCAAACGGUCAAUUCUUACUAGCAGUGUCACGCGAUCGAACGUUUUCCGUGUUUCGCCGCGAGACGAGCGGAUUCGAGUUGCUCAUGCGUUCCGACAAAACGAAAGGCGUACACACGCGAAUAAUCUGGUGCUGUGAUUGGUCACACGAUUCGAACCUUUUCGCAACGGGAUCCCGAGAUGGGAAGGUUGUUGCAUGGAUGGCUGGCAAAGAAGAACAGCAGUCGACUGAUUCUGAGGCGCCUAUUGUACAACGAGCAAUUUUGGAGCUUAAAAAUGAAUCAAUAACCGCAAUUGCAUUCGCCAGAAGGAAACUGUCCGACGAUCGGUACUUGGUGGCUAUUGGGCUUGAGAGUGGCGUGAUUAAAUUGUACGCGUUGGGCCAGUGGGAUCUUCUGUUUAACCUACCAGAAUCGAUUGCCCAUCAUAUGACGGUCAAGCGCCUAUCAUUCCGACCACAUGUAGAGAACCAUCAGCUUGCUAGCUGUGGAGAGGAUGGAUUUGUUCGAGUGUAUGGCGUAAAGUUGUAGAAGAAGAAACAAGAAACGUUUAUUGCAAAUAAAUUACAUUUUA